This is a messenger RNA of Physella acuta, 1086 nucleotides long. RefSeq names its product melanopsin-like. The record is from RefSeq and is a predicted model, not a curated record. Gene Ontology annotation, biological process: G protein-coupled receptor signaling pathway. Gene Ontology annotation, cellular component: plasma membrane. NCBI's taxonomy places the organism in Eukaryota, Metazoa, Mollusca, Gastropoda, Physidae. Gene Ontology annotation, molecular function: G protein-coupled receptor activity.
AUGGCACCCGUUCCAGAUCUAUCUACCAUGAGCAUCAGAGAGAAUCAAACCCUAACCCCUGACGAGGGUCCCGGUAAAACAACCAUCGAGAACCAAACGGUUGCAGACGCUCUCUACGACGACCUCAGCUUCGAGACGUUCAUGGUUCUCUACACUUUCCUCGACUGUGGUUUCCUUCACCUCACCAGCAUCAUCGGCGUCGUCGGCAACAUCCUCAACAUCAUCAUUCUCGGGUCUCACGGCAUGGACGAGACUACAAACAUCCUUCUCAUGUCCUUGUCGGUCAGUGACCUUUUGACCUCGUUGUUCUUCUUCUCGGAGAGUCUAUGCUGCGUUGUUUCAAAAUUCGACUACCCGACUUCCGCUUACGUCACGACUUUCGUCCGGGUCUACAUCUUCCCCAACCAGAUGUGGGUCGGGGUCAGCUUCUGCCUGUCUACAGCCAUUGCUAUAGAGCGUUGCGUCGCCGUCUUGUUCCCGUUUCACGUCGGUCGCGUCUUCACCCCCCAGCGCGUCCGUGUCGUCGUUGUCUUUAUCUACAUCUACAUGCUGGCUAUUUGCUGUCCCGUGUUCAACUACUACGACUACAGUUGGACAUUUGACCAGCGCUACAACGCCACCCUCCCUGAGUUUGUGUUCUCCCAGUACUACCUCGACCGCUUCGAUAGCUUAGAAAACUACCGCGGAUAUUUCGUCAACAAUUUAGUUUCCAACAUCCCUUUAAUAAUAAUUAUUAUUUGUUCCGUUUUUAUAAUAUACAAACUAAACUGCGGGAAAUCUAUGCCGAUAGCGCAAGGGUCGUCAAAAACUAGGAAUGAAAGAAAAAUCGCCAAAAUGUUAUUGACGGUGUGUUUGGUGACUUUUUUCACCUACCUGCCGUCAAGUGUGAUAGAUUCUUACCUGUCGUUUAUACCUGAGAAUUUGAACAACUCUCUCCAGUACAUCAAUGUCUGGCUGUAUCAGCUGAACGCGUCAUCUAACUUCAUCAUUUACGUCACUGUGAGCAAAAAGUUCCGAUUGAGCUACCACGAGCUGUUUUGUAAAUGUGUCAGAAGUAAAGUCACUAGAGAGAUCAGAAACCAAUAG